AUGCAAGUGAUCCGUACUCUGAGAGCCAAGUUCAACCAAGUCAAGCUUCCCAAGACGUUCCUCGCCAUCAACCUGUCGGAUCUCUUCUCCUUCGAGGACACUGAACGACGGGACAGUGACAGCGAGGGUCUAGAGAUGAAGGCAUUGCAUCCCAAGCCGAAGGCGACAGCCGUUACACAGCACGAGACUGAGACCGAGUCCGAGGUACUCAUCGAAGCCGGCCAGGCCCUUGCAUCGGCCUCAUCCGUUGUCAUGGAGCUCGAGGAGCCGGUAAGCCCAAAGACCAAGUCAAGCGCUUCCGACACUGAGGCCACCCCUCAGGUGGCAGAGUCUAGCGAGCAAUAA
Colletotrichum spaethianum is the source of this 345-nucleotide messenger RNA. RefSeq lists its product as uncharacterized. The transcript is spliced from 2 exons. The coding region runs from base 1 to 345 and encodes 114 amino acids. The record is from RefSeq and is a predicted model, not a curated record. Lineage: Eukaryota; Fungi; Ascomycota; Sordariomycetes; Glomerellales; Glomerellaceae.